Molecule: messenger RNA, 1509 nt
Organism: Penicillium verrucosum
Lineage: Eukaryota; Fungi; Ascomycota; Eurotiomycetes; Eurotiales; Aspergillaceae
Product: sugar porter family MFS transporter
Exons: 3
Coding region: 1-1509 (502 amino acids)
Biological process (GO): transmembrane transport; carbohydrate transport
Cellular component (GO): membrane
Molecular function (GO): carbohydrate:proton symporter activity
Source: RefSeq, a predicted model, not a curated record
AUGGAAACAGAAACAACUCAACCACCAAAACCCCACUGGCGCAUAUACUGGUUCGCUCUCGUACUCUGCUCCGGCGGUGCCUUAUUCGGCUAUGACUCGGGGGUAAUUGGCGGAGUCCUAACCUUCCAAACCUUCCAAACCUCCUUCACAAUCCCCGCCACCAACAAAACGCACACAAGCGCGAUCGCAGUAGGAAUCCAACAAGCCGGCGCCUUCACAGGGUGUUUCCUAAUCUGGCCAAUAACCAACCACUACGGACGACGGGUGGCAAUGGGUCUCUGUUCUGCGAUUUUCAGUCUGGGUGUAAUCCUCGAAACCAUCGACUCCCAUUCCCUAUCCGUCUUCUACGUCGGCCGUGUAAUCUGCGGACUAGGUGUCGGCGGGUCCGCAACUGUGAUCCCGAUCUAUAUGUCCGAGAUGAGUCCGAAGGAGAUCAGAGGGAGGUUGGGGAGUUGUUAUCAGCUCACGUAUACGGUUGGAAUCCUUGUUUCGUAUUGGGUUGAUUAUGCGGUUAAGAUGAUGGGGGAGGAGAGCGGGGCGCGGCAGUGGCAGGUGCCUGUUGCACUGCAGCUUGUGCCGGGGGUUUUGAUGGGGGUUGGGAUGUUGGGGGUGAAAGAAAGUGUGAGAUGGUUGCUUGCGGUGGGGAGGGUGGCGGAGGCGUGGGAGAGUCUUGUUUGGGUGAGGGGUGGCGAGGGGGUGGGGGUUAGAGGGGAGUUUGAGGAUAUGAAGACGGGAGUGGAGGUGGAAAGGGAGGUGACGGAUGGGGUUUCGCAGUCGACGGGGUCGACGGCGUUGGCGUAUUUUGGCCCGCAGUUUUUCGAGUUACUUGUUGGGGCGGGUGAUAGGACGCUUUUAUUGACGGGGAUUUUUGGCGCGAUCAAGGUCGUUGCUUGUUUGAUUUUCGUGGUGUUUUUGUCCGAUCGGUUUGGGAGACGGCCGUUGUUGGGUGGUGGUGCGGCGUUUAUGGCGGUUUGUAUGAUUGCCACGGCAGUGGUUGUCAAGUCUUAUCCUCAGCCUGGAGAUGGGACGGUUACUUCUUCGGGAAUUGCUACGGUUGCGUUGAUAUACCUCGAUAUCAUCGCUUACAACUUCAGUUGGGGUCCGUUGCCGUGGCCGUGUGCGAGUGAGAUCUUCCCGACUCGCAUUCGUGAGCCUGGUGUUGCGUUUGGUGUUGGAUCGCAAUGGUUGUUUAAUUUCGUUUGGAGUUUCUCGACGCCAUAUAUUCAGGAAAGUCUGGGAUGGGGCACAUUCUUGCUCUUUGGAUUGCUGGAUGUGGUGAUUGUGGGCUUUACUUACUUCUGUUUGAAGGAGACGGCUGGCAAGUCUCUCGAGGAGAUUAACAGGAUGUUCGAUGCUGAUCCGGAUGCUGAGCAUGGGUGGAAGGAUCGGAAUGAUGAUGUUGCGUCGCAUGUACCUGCUGAAAGACAUGAAGAUGCGCAGAUUGAUGCCAAAUCAGUACAGUCCAAGCAUCAGACUUCGCAUGUCGAGUCAACUGCUGGACGGUCCUGA